Messenger RNA from Colletotrichum godetiae, 1294 nucleotides. Its product is annotated as inosine triphosphate pyrophosphatase-like protein. Gene Ontology annotation, biological process: thiamine metabolic process. The transcript has a single exon. The record is from RefSeq and is a predicted model, not a curated record. Gene Ontology annotation, molecular function: ribonucleoside triphosphate phosphatase activity. The coding region runs from base 269 to 1033 and encodes 254 amino acids. NCBI's taxonomy places the organism in Eukaryota, Fungi, Ascomycota, Sordariomycetes, Glomerellales, Glomerellaceae.
CUUAUCUAAUAUACCCAAAGUUAGGGGUCAUGGACCGCUGAUGGUCGCUGAUUGAAUCGGCCCAGCCCUGUGGGAUCCCUGGCCCGUGCAGCGUGCUACCCCUUAACUUUGAUUCGGGCCCACUCCACUCCCCCAACGCCGCCGGACAGCGGCCAGGGUGCCUGUAACCUUCCCGUCCGCCGUUUCCAGCAAUCCAGCAAUGGAUGUUCAAGGUGACCAAGUCCACCAAAUAAACAGCAACUGACAUGCACAUAUUAGUCUCCCCAAAAUGCAACUAGACCACAGCAUUCGCUCCACCAGGUGUUCCCCGGAUGACUCAUUCAACUUCAGUCUCAACUCUAGAUAUCUCAUUAAUAAACUCAAUAGCAACCUCGCUCUUCAGUUGAUUUCAUAUCAGAAUAAUAUCCCCAGUGUCAGUGAUUGCCACUUAGUCAACGACAUUCACCUCAUCAACCACCUCACUCACAACACAGCAAAAAUGGCUUCCCCCAUCUUAAUCAUCGUCGCCUCCAAAAACCCAGUCAAAGUCCAAGCAGCAAGACUCGGCUUCGAAUCAGCCCUCCCGGAUGCAACCUACACUGUCAGCGGCAUCAGCGUCCCCUCCGGCGUCCCAGACCAGCCCCUCUCCGAUGGAGAGACCCUACAGGGCGCCCUGAACCGGGCCCGCAACGCCAAAGAGGCCGAGAAGGACGCAGACUACUGGAUCGGCCUCGAGGGCGGCAUUGACAUGCCAUCCGACCCGAACGCUCCUAUCAUGAACUUUGCCUGGAUCGUCGUUAUCAGCCGCGACGGGCGGGUGGGAAAGGCGCGAACGGGGGCGUAUUACCUCCCCGAGGAGAGUGCUGCGUACCUGCGUCAGGGCAUGGAGUUGGGACAUGCGGAUGAUUUGAUCUUUGGCCAGACGAAUAGCAAGCAGAGCAAGGGGUCUGUUGGCAUGUUGACUGAUGGGGUUAUCGAUCGGACGUCGUACUAUCACCAUGCUGUCAUUCUAGCUCUGAUUCCCUUCAAGAAUAAGAACCUGACGUUCGUCUGAAUGUCUCGGGCAAGUGCAAGGCAGUGGCACCUUCUCAUGUUCUGAUGUAUGCCAUGAUAUCCUCUGCGGUUUUCCUCUCCACAUCAAGUUCGAUGUGAUGUGCUGGAAUCAUGGGCUUAGCGGGCAGCUCUCAUCUGAUUCUAUGUAUGCCACAGACUAUCCAUCAAGUUCCAAACAUGCCAGCAAUCCAGACUCGGCCAAGCUGAACGCAAUUAUUCCUUCUUGGGGCAGUCCAAUAGGGUUUGCUCUUGCCCUUCGUCG